Plasmodium relictum is the source of this 2031-nucleotide messenger RNA. Its product is annotated as conserved Plasmodium protein, unknown function. The transcript has a single exon. NCBI's taxonomy places the organism in Eukaryota, Apicomplexa, Aconoidasida, Haemosporida, Plasmodiidae. Gene Ontology annotation, molecular function: ATP binding; ATP hydrolysis activity. The record is from RefSeq and is a predicted model, not a curated record. Bases 1 to 2031 code for a protein of 676 amino acids.
AUGGAGAAUAAAAAGGAUAUUGAUAACAUAAAUAAUAUUAAAAUUCUCAUAGACUUACUUAAAAAUAAUAAGAGUAUUUUUGUUUGUAUUAACUGUAGAAAUAUCAAUUCAUAUGAAACAUAUAAUAAUAUUUUGCAAUUUAUAAAAGUAUAUUUGAAUAUACAUUUCUGUGUUAUUGAUAUUAUAAGCAUAUAUAAUUCCGAAAAUAUUCCAAAAUUACUAAAAGACAUAUUUUUAGAAUUCAUAAAAUAUAUUAAAAGAAAUAGAAUUUAUAAAUCUGUUUUUAUUCUACCAUAUUUUGAUGAAUGGAUUAUUCCAAUAAAACAAAGAAAAAAUGCAAACUUAGGUGAAGAAUAUAAUGAAGAAAAAAUCAAAAGAAAAGACAUUAAUAUGCAUAUUUAUAAUGCAAUUUGUUAUUUAAAAAAUAGUUUACUCAAAAAUUUAAACAAAAAAUACUGCGUUAAAUUUAUUGGUUUUCAUAAAACUAAUGAUAUAUUUGAUUUAUAUAGUGAUUUUUUUGAUUAUAAAAUAAAUGUGCUUCAUUUUAUUAAUACUCAUAUUCUUUACUAUAUUAACAUAAAUAAAAGCAUCAAACUUUGCUAUAAGGAAAAUAACUUAUCUAUAAAUUCAAUAUAUAAAAUAUUGAAUGAUAGAUUAGAUUUUAUAAAUAGUGAAAUAGAUUUGUUCAAAUGUUUUUUUAAGUACUAUUAUAAAUUUUAUAAUUUCAGGAAAAACAAAGAAAAACAAGAAAAAAGAAAACUAGAAUUUGAAAAAAUAAAAAGAAAUAAAGUUGAAAAAUAUAUAUUUGCAGAAAAAAAUUUUAACUUAAUAAAUAUUUUAGUCUCUUUGAACAAUUUUAAGUGUCUUAAGAAGUACAAAUAUAUACUUACAGAAAAAAAAAAAAAAAAAUUUUGCAUUUUUCUUUAUAACUGUAAUGUUAAUAACGUUUUAAAACUUUUAUGCAAAAAUUAUUAUACACCUUUUUUUAUAAAAGAAUAUGUUAAUACUUUGCUUAAAAGGCAUAUAAAAUUAACUAAAAAUUUUAAUUAUUCAAAAAAAAAUAAUAAAAUUUAUAGAACAAAUAAUGGUAAAGUAGUAAGUAAUAUUAAUAAUUAUCGUAUAAAAAACAGUACUAAUAUUAAUAAACAUUAUAGUAGAAAUAAUAACAGUACUAUUAAUGGGAGUAGUGAUAAUAUAAAUACAAAUAAGUUUAUUGGCCAACGUAGUUUAAAGUUAAAUCAUAAAAAUACUAUAAAAUAUAUGAAAUUCAGUAAAUUAUUGAAAAUUAGGAAGCAUUUUAUACUGAAAAAUGAUUAUCAAAAUGACCAAUAUAAUAUUUAUAAUUCAGAUAAAAAAAAUUAUAUUAGUUUUUAUUUCAGUAAAAUUAAUGUUCCCAAUACCUUAUUAAUAUAUGGAAAAAAUGGUGUAGGAAAAAGUACAUUAAUUAAAUUUAUUAUUCAUAUAAUUUUUUCGAAUUAUAAAAGUCUGUUUAUUGAUAAAAGAAAGAUCUGUAAAAAUAAUAAUAUAAAAAAAGAAUAUAUACACAAAAGCAUUCAAAACAUUUCUAUUAAUAAAGAUUCAUAUAACAGUAAUCAUAUUAAUAAUAAUAAAUUUUCUAAGUACUAUUCUCAAAUAAAAAAAAUUCAUUUAAUUGAAAAAAAAAAAAUUUUUUAUAAAUUUAAAAAUGUGUGGAUAAUUCCAUUCGAAAAUCACCUUUUAAUAAAUAAAACAAUUGGUGAAAAUAGUAAAUAUAUAAAAAAAAUUUUUUUAACAGCUUUAAAAAAUCAACCAUCUGUAAUUAUAUUUGAUAACAUAGAUUUAUUUCUUGAAAAAAAUAAGUAUUACAAAGGUUUAGAAGAUGAUCAAAACGAAGAUGUUUACAAAAAUAUUUAUAUUUUAUUAAUACAUUAUCUGAGUAUUUAUUUAAAUAAAUCUAAUAAAAUAAAAUUUAUUGCAACCACUAGUAUAAAUCCAUAUUUUUUUAAAUUUUCCUUUUUGAAUAAGAUAAAAAAAAUAAUUUUUAUUUCAUAA